CAAUAGUCAAUUCAGACAAAAAAGAACAACAAAGAUCAUAAUAGGGAGCUUGCAGAAAAAUUUGACCCAGCUGAAACUGAAAGAUGGGAGGCCGUUGACUCAGAUAUAAACAUACUCUGUGGCUAUCUCCUUCUCUAUAAUAUACUCACUUGCAUUUACUUUGUACAAAGCCCAUCAUUCUUUUCAGAAAAAUGGCAAAGAACCCCGUCAAAUACUCUGUGGUCGAUGCUUUCACUGACUCCGCAUUUAAGGGAAACCCAGCUGCUGUUUUGUUGCUGGAGGAAGAAAAGGACGAGCAAUGGUUGCAAUCCGUGGCGGCCGAAUUUAACAUCCCCGACACUUGUUAUCUGACUCGGCUCACUUCCUCCGGCUCUUCGAUUCCAAGAUUUCAUCUUAGAUGGUUCACUCCCGUAGCUGAGGUUAAGCUUUGUGGGCAUGCAACACUAGCUGCUUCACAUGCUCUCUUUACAUCUGGAGAAGUAGAUUCAAACAUUAUCGAGUUUGCCACUCUGUCUGGGAUUCUAACUGCUAAAAAAGUUGUAGAGAGGUCUGGUACUGAAACACACAAAGGCUUUUUCAUUGAAUUGAACUUUCCCACUGAUCCCCUCACCGAAUCUGUUUCUGCUGAGGACUCAAUCUUGAUAUCUAAAGCCUUGGGCGGUGCUAUUGUGGUUAAUACAAGGAUAACUUCCUUGGAUAAGAUCAUUGUUGUGGUUCCAUCAGCAGAAGAUGUUGCAGAAUUGCAGCCAGACUUUGGUGCACUACAAAAAUGUCCAGGAAUGGGGAUAGUCGUAACUGGAAUUGCUCCUUCAGAGUCUGGAUUUGAUUUUCACAGCAGGUUCUUCUGCCCAAAGUUUGGAGUCAAUGAGGACCCUGUUUGUGGAAGUGCUCAUUGUGCAUUAGCACCCUAUUGGAGCAAAGAACUAGGGAAGUGUGAUUUUGUUGCGUAUCAGGCAUCACCAAGAGGAGGGGUGUUGAAUAUUCAUCUAGACGAGCAAAACCAGAGAGUACUUUUGCAAGGAAAAGCCUUUACUGUGAUGGAGGGAACACUUUUGGCUUAGUUUUAUUAUUUUUUUUUAAUGAUUUAUUGAUGAGUCAUGUUGUGGACAGAUUCCUCACAAUUAUAAACUGUUCUGGGAUUAACUAAGCCAUAAGAACUGCUAGUCCCCUCUGUUGUUGAAAAUUUUCCAGUUAAAAUAAAUUAAAAAAUGACAAGAUAAUAGACAUUAUAUCUAUAUUAAUAAA
Humulus lupulus (European hop) is the source of this 1245-nucleotide messenger RNA. RefSeq lists its product as uncharacterized. Gene Ontology annotation, molecular function: isomerase activity. Gene Ontology annotation, cellular component: cytoplasm. NCBI's taxonomy places the organism in Eukaryota, Viridiplantae, Streptophyta, Magnoliopsida, Rosales, Cannabaceae. The transcript has 6 exons. The record is from RefSeq and is a predicted model, not a curated record. Bases 192 to 1061 code for a protein of 289 amino acids. Gene Ontology annotation, biological process: biosynthetic process.